UGUUGUUCAUGACACACGUGUAGAGCAGGGGGACAUACUGAACUGAGAGUGUGUCGGAAUCUGGACAUUUUUCGACGGAGCUUCAAAAAGCCAUCAGACGACAGCUAGACGUUUAGUUCUGGGAAAAGGAGAACGUUUAAGCGGUCGGGGGAAAAGAACGGGUGUCGUAUUUCGCUCGUGUAAGUAAGCUGUUAUUGUCGCGGACUCCACUGCAGCACACCAACCAUCUGUCUGACACAUUCUGGCGAUGAGGGAAGGGUGUAGAUGGGACUGUCUCAGCUCUGAGCCAUGGAAUACUCCCUCCGUCCGCCACUAGCCUGCUCUUCUCCACAGACUGACCUCCAGACGUUCAGUUAGCGACACGUUGCUCCCCUCCAUCUGAACACAACCAGGAAGGGGAAGAAGUCACAGCAGAGCUCCGUACGCACAGAGGGAAGGAUUUACAGCUCCUCUCCAACAUAUUAACAGCUAGCUCACUUUAGCUAGUUAGGGCUUCGUUGUCCCUUGUUUUCUCUGUGGAUUUGGGAUUUUUUUAGAUUUUUAUAGAGAGUCAAGAUGGUGGAUUUACAGGAGUACCUGUGGAUGGUGAUCCUGGGCUUCGUCAUAGCCUUCAUCCUGGCGUUCUCUGUUGGGGCCAACGACGUGGCCAACUCGUUUGGGACGGCGGUGGGGUCGGGGGUGGUGACUCUGAGACAGGCCUGUAUCCUGGCGUCCAUCUUUGAGACUUUGGGUUCCAUGCUGCUUGGAGCCAAGGUGGGGGAGACCAUACGGAAAGGCAUCAUAGACGUCAACCUCUACAACGAGACGGUGCCUGUUCUCAUGGCGGGGGAGGUCAGCGCCAUGGUCGGGUCAGCGAUUUGGCAGCUCAUCGCCUCUUUUCUCAAACUACCCAUCUCCGGGACGCAUUGCAUCGUUGGAUCGACCAUCGGGUUCUCCAUGGUGGCCAUCGGCACCAAGGGUGUCCAGUGGAUGCAGCUGGUCAAGAUUGUUGCGUCCUGGUUCAUCUCUCCCUUGCUGUCUGGACUGAUGUCGGGGUUCCUCUUCUUCCUCAUCAGACACUUCAUCCUCAGUAAGGAUGACCCUGUCCCCAACGGUCUCCGUGCCCUGCCAGUGUUUUACGCCUCAACGAUAGGCAUCAACGCCUUCUCCAUCCUCUACACUGGCGCUCCAUUGCUAGGUCUGGAGAUGUUACCGGUGUGGGCUAUAGCUCUGAUCACGCUGGCGGGGGCUCUGGUCUGUGCUGCCGUGGUCUGGUUCGCUGUCUGCCCCUGGAUGAGACGGAAGAUAACAAGUCGCAUGAAGAAGGAGCACGCUGCCUUGUCACGUAUCUCAGACGAGUCCUUAGAUCAGAUCCCAGAGGAGGAGGAGGACACUCCCGUGUUCAAGGAGCUACCGGGCGCCAAGAUGGCGGAUGACGCUGUGCUGCCGUUAACGGGUGGCACCGGAGGAGAGUCACGGAGAGGAGAGGCCACCGGGGAGCUCAACAGCCUGGCCAAUGGAGGCACUGUCCUGCCCAACGGACGGGUCUACGGGCGGACCCACUCCAUGACCAACGGUACCCUGUCCAUGUCCAAGUCCCCACUGUCCAACGGCAGCUUCACCUUCGGUGGGGAACACAUCCGCAGCGACGGCCAGGUGUACCACACGGUUCACAAGGACUCUGGUCUCUACAAAGACCUGCUCCACAAGAUCCACCUGGGACGACUGGAGGACGACCACUCCGCCCCCACGCCAGACAACAACUACCGCCUGCUGCGUCGCAACAACAGUUACACCUGCUACACGGCCGCCAUCUGUGGCAUGCCGGUCCAGCCGCUGAUCCGCUCCGAGUCCCGAGAGGCCCGAGAGGACAGUGAGAAGCUGGUGGGGGAGGGGGAGAGGUCGGGAAGCGUGUCCUACACCAAGAAGAGGGUCCGUUACGAUAGUUACUCGUCGUACUGUAACGCCGUGGCGGAGGCCGAGAUCGAGGCGGAGGAGGGCGGCGUGGAGAUGAAGCUGGCGUCUGACCUGGUGGGCGAGGAGGCAGGGGCGCCCGGGGCUCCCAUCCCACUGGAUGACUCCGCAGAAGAGGAUGAAGGGGAUAAGGACAAGCCGACCGUCUACCUGCUCUUCCACUUCCUGCAGAUCCUCACCGCAUGCUUUGGAUCCUUCGCUCACGGAGGCAACGACGUCAGUAACGCCAUCGGCCCGUUGGUGGCGCUGUGGAUGAUCUAUGACCAAGGCGGGGUGAUGCAGGACGCCGCCACUCCCAUCUGGUUGCUGUUCUACGGGGGAGUUGGCAUCUGCUGCGGCCUCUGGGUUUGGGGGCGCCGGGUGAUCCAGACCAUGGGCAAGGACCUCACCCCCAUCACACCUUCCAGUGGAUUCACUAUAGAGCUGGCUUCAGCGCUCACUGUUGUGUUUGCUUCAAAUAUCGGAAUCCCAGUCAGUACCACACACUGCAAGGUGGGCUCGGUGGUAGCGGUUGGCUGGAUUCGCUCAAAGAAGGCGGUUGAUUGGCGGUUGUUCCGUAACAUCUUCCUGGCGUGGUUCGUCACGGUGCCGGUGGCGGGGCUGUUCAGCGCUGCGGUCAUGGCCCUGUUCGUCUACGGCAUCCUCCCUUACGUCUGAGGAAGCGAGGAGAGAGGACAGAGGGAGGAGAGAGGAGAGAGGACAGAGGGAGAAAAGAGGAGAUGGAGUGGUUAAUUAAACUGUGUAGAGAGGAGAAGGAAAGAGUUAGAUCACACGCUGCCUGGGUUCUGGUCCUGAAGAGGGUUAGAUCACACGCUGCCUGGGUUCUGGUCCUGAAGAGGGUUAGAUCACACGCUGCCUGGGUUCUGGUCCUGAAGAGGGUUAGAUUACACGCUGCCUGGGUUCUGGUCCUGAAGAGGGUUAGAUCACACGCUGCCUGGGUUCUGGUCCUGAAGAGGGUUAGAUCACACGCUGCCUGGGUUCUGGUCCUGAAGAGGGUUAGAUCACACGCUGCCUGGGUUCUGGUUCUGAAGAGGGUUAGAUCACACGCUGCCUGGGUUCUGGUCCUGAAGAGGGUUAGAUCACACGCUGCCUGGGUUCUGGUCCUGAAGAGGGUUAGAUCACACGCUGCCUGGGUUCUGGUCCUGAAGAGGGUUAGAUCACACGCUGCCUGGGUUCUGGUCCUGAAGAGGGUUAGAUCACACGCUGCCUGGGUUCUGGUCCUGAAGAGGGUUAGAUCACACGCUGCCUGGGUUCUGGUCCUGAAGAGGGUUAGAUCACACGCUGCCUGGGUUCUGGUUCUGAAGAGGGUUAGAUCACACGCUGCCUGGGUUCUGGUCCUGAAGAGGGUUAGAUCACACGCUGCCUGGGUUCUGGUCCUGAAGAGGGUAAGAUCACAUGGGUUCUGGUCAAGAGACUUGUUGACUUCUAUGCUGAAGGAAUCUUGUUUUAUUUUUUUAUUUUUUUUGCAUUAAAAAAACUAAUAUGUUGAAUCUUAUAAAACAACCUGCUGUACAGAUGCAUAUUAUGGACAGACGUGUUAUGGACAGACGUACGUUAGCACACUAGGAUUCAACUGUUUUACAGGCAAUAAUAUGAAAAGACAAAAUGCAGUCAACACAAUGUUUCGGUCCUCACUAGUUAACACAGUUAAAAUUAUAUUUUAUCUUUAUAUAUAUAUAUACAUACAUAUCUUUCAUUGCGUUAAUAGCGGCUGCCUGCAGUAGGAGACAACGGUGUAGUCGGUUCAGUAGCUAUCCUUAAUGCCCAAAAUAUAUAUAUAUAUUUUUUUACAUAUUGUAAUAUUGGUUUACAAUAUGCUUUAGUUUUUAAACAAAAGAUGUGUGUUGUUCAACCAAACCACUCUGACACUUCAUAGCCUACCUUUACCUUUACUGCCCUUACAUGCUAAACAGGAAGGUAGGUCUUGUUGCCACGGCGACCAUAAAACCCUCCCAGGGUGCUGGGAUUGCAAAACAAAAAUUAUUCCAAAUGUACAGUACCAGUCAAAAGUUUGGACACACCUACUAAUUCAAGUUAUUUUUAUUUUUUUACUAUUGUCUA
Oncorhynchus gorbuscha (pink salmon) is the source of this 4014-nucleotide messenger RNA. Its product is annotated as sodium-dependent phosphate transporter 2-like. NCBI's taxonomy places the organism in Eukaryota, Metazoa, Chordata, Actinopteri, Salmoniformes, Salmonidae. The record is from RefSeq and is a predicted model, not a curated record. Gene Ontology annotation, biological process: phosphate ion transmembrane transport. Gene Ontology annotation, molecular function: phosphate transmembrane transporter activity. Gene Ontology annotation, cellular component: membrane. Bases 556 to 2610 code for a protein of 684 amino acids. The transcript is spliced from 12 exons.